This is a messenger RNA of Suillus clintonianus, 3272 nucleotides long. Its product is annotated as glycosyltransferase family 20 protein. The record is from RefSeq and is a predicted model, not a curated record. Lineage: Eukaryota; Fungi; Basidiomycota; Agaricomycetes; Boletales; Suillaceae. Gene Ontology annotation, molecular function: catalytic activity. The transcript has 14 exons. Gene Ontology annotation, cellular component: cytosol; alpha,alpha-trehalose-phosphate synthase complex (UDP-forming). Gene Ontology annotation, biological process: trehalose biosynthetic process. The coding region runs from base 118 to 2919 and encodes 933 amino acids.
GUUCGUUGUCAUUACGCCGUGAGGAAAAUGGCUAGGAUCGAUGGAGCUUGAUGACGAUUUCGGAUGUAAAUAUCAGAGCAGAAUGCUGCGGCUAGCCAGCUCUCAUCACCAACUACCAUGAGCUCACUGCGAAAUCACCGGGUCAUCAUCGCUUCCCUUUUCUUGCCCACAACCGCAGUUAUAGGUGAAAGCAACCCACCAACUCCAGACAUCUACGCUCGUGAAGUCGGGACAAAUGCUACACAGGAUUUGGGCGGUCGUCCUCCAGCAUUCAGACACGCAUCAUCACGAUCCAUUGGUAGCACGCCAGCCCCGCUGAAGAGCAUAGUCGAUGACUUAAAAUCUCGUGCCAUCACGCCAAUCAGUACUCCUCCCUCUGAAUUAAAUCCUUUCUCCAAAUUCGCUUCUCUAGCUCCAUCCCCUGCACGCAAUGGCGCCAUUUCACCCCCUUCCAUCCAAAGCAUCGACGCAUCCCUCGCAAAGUUCCAGCCCGAUCCAGUCCAUGCAGUCCGUCUCCAACGCAGGUCAUCUUCAAAACCCCCUAAGUAUCCCUCCCUCACCCGCUCCUACUCCUAUUCAAAUCCGAACUCCGAACCCUACCACUUGGCUCCAAACAUCCACUGCAACGGCGGUCUCAAGAAUGCAGUCGACAGUGUCAAAGACCGCAUGACCAGAAAGCUCUGGGUCGGAACUCUCGGCAGCAGCACAGACGCAUACAGCACAGAACUCAAAGCCAGCGUCGAUCGCAGGAUGAAGGAAUUGCAUUCUAGUUUGCCUGUUUGGAUCCCAGAUGCAGAGCUUGAGAGUUGUUAUGAUGAGUUUUGUCAUCAGGUCCUUUGGCCGUGUCUUCAUUAUGCAGUCCCUGAUGCACCAAAAACGAAACUCUUCUUCGAGAGCGCGGCGUUCAAGCAGUAUGUCGCUGUCAAUAAGCGGUUUGCAGAGGCUAUUGAGAGCGUGUGGACGGAGGGCGAUGUCGUCUGGAUUAACGACUACCACCUCAUGCUCCUCCCCCUCCUCCUCCGCCAAAGCACACGCGUACCCGCUCUUGCACGCGCUCCUAUCGGGUUCUUCAUGCACGUCGCUUUCCCGAGCAGUGAGAUAUUUAGAUGCCUAAGCGUACGAGAACACCUCCUCCGAGGUAUGCUCGGCGCGGACCUUGUAGGGUUUCAGACUGCCAGUUAUGCGAGGCACUUUAGACAAACCGUCUCCCGUAUUCUUGCCGUUGAAGCGUUGCCCAAGGGGAUUCAGGUCGAAUACGGUAUCCCAGGCGGCGCCCGCGAAGGCCACGGCCGCUUCGUAGAUGUCGGCGUCUUCCCCAUGGGCAUAGACGUAGGCGCUCUCCGCGAACGAAGACGCGAACCCGACGUCUCUUAUUGGGUCCAAACAUUGAGGCAGCGGUACGCAGGGAUGAUGAUUGUCGUUGGGAGAGAUAAGUUGGAUGAGAUCCAGGGCGUCCGGCAUAAACUCGAAGCGUUUGAACUCUUUUUGAAAAAGUAUCCAGAGUAUCAAGGAAAAGUCCUCCUUCUCCAAGUAGCCCUCCAAACAACCGAAUCCAACGAACUAGCAGCAGGCGGCGUCUCAGAUGUCGUAUCCCGCAUUAACAGUGCAUUCAGCACGCUCACCUAUCAACCAGUUGUGUUUUUACAUACGCAGGAAGUCACGUUUAGUCAGUAUUUGGCGCUUUUGACUGUGGCGGACGCGUUUUUGGUUACUAGUUUGAGGGAGGGGAUGGCGUUGAGGACACACGAGUUUGUUGAGUGUCAAGAUGGGAGACAUAGGCCAUUGAUUCUGAGUGAGUUCACCGGAUCAUAUAGUUACAGCGGGUUCAGGUCCUGCAUCGCUGUGAACCCGUAUGAUACACAUGGAACUGCCAAGGCAAUUUAUCAGGCGUUGACUAUGAGUGAUGAGGAGGCGUUGUCGAGGUGGGAGGACCUCCACAACCAUGUCGUGACACAAACAGCCCAAACCUUCGUAACCUCCUUCCUCACGCGCUGCCUUCGCGCCAACACCGAACACACCACCCAACUGGACCUCAAUGCCGUCCCUGCGCUCAACACCACGCUGCUCCUCCCACGAUACAAACACUCUUCUCGCCGUAUCAUCCUGCUCGAUUUCGAAGGCACGGUCUGGCGCCGAGACUUGUCGCGCGCUGGACUCCUCGCGCCGUUCGUGCCCCCCGAAGGAGUAGUGGAGCUCCUAAAUAAGUUUUCUGCGAAUAAGCGGAACGAGGUGUGGUUGCUCAGUGGGUUACCUGUCAAGAGCCUCGAGCAAGUCGCUGCGAAAGCGCCUGGGGUGGGUAUAGUAGCAGAGAACGGAUGCUUUGCGAAGAUCCCCGUGCAGAAUGGGAAAGGAGGGGUGUGGAUAAGUAUGGUUGCGAAUUUGAACUUGACGUGGAAAGGUCUUUGUGUGGAGAUUUUGAAUUAUUUCACGGAACGAACGCCUGGUUCGUUUGUAGAGGAGCGCGAGGCGUCUGUGGUGUGGCGCUUCUGGACUGGUCCGACGGAUGAUUGCUCGGAUCGUCAGUGGGCGAGACGUCAGGCUGCUGAAGCGCAGAAUCAUAUAUUUGAUAGCCUCGGCGAGCGUUACGGCCUCCGCAUAAUCCCAGGCUCAAAUUCCUUCCUAGUCCUUCCAAACAACAUCUCCCGCUCCACAGCAGUAGGCGCGAUCCUGCACCCCGGCGGACCAGCCCACUCCCCCCGCUCCUCCUCGAUGCCUGAUCUGGACGUACCAGUGAACGGAGGAGGAGGUGAAGCGGGGUUCGUGUUCGCUGUAGGAGGUGACGAGAAGUUAUUGAGGAGGUUGAAUGAGUUGGAUAAUGCCGAGACGGUGUCGACGAGUGGGAAGGGGACAGAUGCAAAGUGGAAAGUGGAUGCUGGGGAUGUGGGGGAUGUGAUGUGGUUGUUUGCGAAUUGUCCGUAAGGGGCGGUGGAGGUGUAUCUUGGUAAUGAGUUUGAAUAUGUAUGAUGUGCUGCUAGAUAUUGGUUAUGGUUCGUGCGUGUCAGUCAUUUGUAGAUUUCGGCGUCGUGUGCAUUCUAGCUAAUGUUUUAUAGAUGUAAAACACAUAUUCAUAUUUGACAUACGUAUAUGAUAUAUGAUAUCUUGUGCCUUUACUUUCGGGUUCGCUCUUGCCCGCGGCACAUACCUGCUGUCGAGGUGGGUUCCGUCUGGGCAAGUUCAUCCAUUCCCCCUGUCCUAUACCUUUCAAAUUUAGUGAACGAUCAAUUGGUUAGUUAAAUGCUCUGUCACGCGAACAUCGAGCGCUUGAGAUUAAU